Messenger RNA from Vombatus ursinus (common wombat), 3715 nucleotides. It is a transcript of the gene PAXIP1, whose product is annotated as PAX interacting protein 1. The transcript is spliced from 21 exons. Gene Ontology annotation, biological process: positive regulation of transcription initiation by RNA polymerase II. Gene Ontology annotation, cellular component: nucleus. The coding region runs from base 53 to 3298 and encodes 1081 amino acids. Lineage: Eukaryota; Metazoa; Chordata; Mammalia; Diprotodontia; Vombatidae. The record is from RefSeq and is a predicted model, not a curated record.
UGCCAUCGUUGAUUCUUCCGGAUCCAGGGAAGCCAGCCGAGCCGCCGGGAUCAUGUCGGACGAGGAGUUGAAAGUUCCCGAGGAAAUGUUCAAAGAGGUCAAAUUUUACGCGGUGGGAGACAUCGAUCCCAAGGUUAUCCAGUUUUUGAAAGCUGGAAAAGCUAAGGAAGUUUCCUAUAAUGCACUAGCUUCACAUAUAAUUUCCGAAGAUGGGGACAAUCCAGAGGUUGGAGAAGCUCGAGAGGUCUUUGAUCUCCCUGUAGUAAAGCCUUCCUGGGUGAUUUUAUCCGUUCGAUGUGGAGCUCUUCUGCCAGUGAAUGGUUUUUCUCCAGAAUCUUGUCAGAUCUUUUUUGGAGUCACUGCCUGCCUUUCUCAGAUUUCAUCUGAAGACCGAAGUGCGCUGUGGGCUUUGAUUACGUUUUAUGGGGGGGAUUGCCAGCUGAGCCUCAAUAAGAAGUGUACUCAUUUGAUUGUACCAGAACCAAAGGGGGAAAAAUAUGAAUGUGCUCUUAAGCGAGAAAGCAUUAAAAUUGUGACACCAGACUGGGUCCUGGAUUCAAUAUCUGAUAAAACUAAAAAGGAGGAAGGCUUUUAUCAUCCUCGUCUAAUUAUUUAUGAAGAAGAAGAGGAGGAGGAAGAGGAGGAGGAGGAAGAGGAUGAAGUCGAAAAUGAAGAGCAGGAUUCUCAAAAUGAAGGCAGUACAGAUGAAAAAUUAUCAAGUCCUGCAAGUUCUCAAGAAGGAUCAACAUUAGGUGACCAACCAUUUUCACCUAAAUCAAACACUGAAAAAUCUAAAGGGGAAUUGAUGUUUGAUGAUUCCUCAGAUUCCUCACCUGAAAAACAAGAGAGAAAUCUGAAUUGGACCCCAGCUGAAGUCCCACAGAUAGCUGCAGCAAAGCGCAGACUUCCUCAGGGAAAGGAGUCUGGUUUAAUAAAUUUAUGUGCCAAUGUCCCACCAGUUCCAAGCAACAUUUUGCCUCCGGAUGUCCGAAGUAAUUUAAUGGCUUCAGGACAAGGUAUCCAAAGCUCUGAAAGACCAGAAAUGAUGGCUACUUGGAGUCCAGCUGUACGGACAUUGAGAAACAUUACUAAUAGUGCUGAUAUUCAGCAGAUUAACCGACCAUCAAAUGUAGCACAUAUCUUACAGUCUCUUUCAGCACCUACAAAAAAUUUAGAACAGCAGGUAAAUCAUAGCCAACAGGGACAUGCAAAUGCCGUGUUCUUUAGUCAAGUGAAACUAACUCCAGAGGCACAUUUGUUACAACAGCAGCAUCAGACGCAGCAGCAGCAGCAGCAGCAGCAGCAGCAGCACCAUCCGAUUUUACAUCUUCAACCUCAGCAGCUGAUGCAACUUCAGCAGCAGCAACAACCACCGCAGAUUUCCCAACAGCCUUACCCUCAGCAACAGCCUCAUCAGUUUUCACAGCCACAGCAACAAGUCCAUCAGCAGCAUCAGUUUCCGCAGCAACAGCUGCCGUUUCCACAGCAGCAGUUACAUCCUCAACAGCAGCUUCAUCGCCCUCAGCAACAGCUACAGCAGUUCCAGCAACAGCAUGCUCUUCAGCAACAGCUCCAUCAGCUGCAACAGCAGCAGCUGCAACAGCAACAGUUAGCACAGCUCCAACAGCAGAACCUGCAACAGCAGCAGCAGCAGCAGCAGCAGCAGUUACAGCAGCAGCAGUUACAACGUCUGCACCAACAUCAGCAGCAACAGCAAAUGCAAAAUCAAACAGCACAACAUUUGAGUCAAACAUCACAGGCCCUUCCAUCUCAGCAAACACAGCAGCAGCAGCAGCAGCAGCAGCAGCAGCAGCAGCAGCAGCAGCAGCAGCAGCAGCAGCUGUCACAGCAUCAUCCGCUCUUUGGACAUGAUCCAGCAGUGGAAAUUCCAGAAGAAUGUUUCUUAUUGGGAUGUGUAUUUGCAAUUGCUGAUUAUCCAGAACAGAUGUCUGAUAAACAACUGUUGGCAACCUGGAAAAGGAUAAUACAAGCACAUGGUGGCUCUGUGGAUCCCACAUUUACAAGCAGAUGUACACAUCUUCUUUGUGAAAGUCAAGUCAGUAGUAUGUAUGCACAGGCGGUGAGAGAAAGAAAAAGAUGUGUCACUGCACAUUGGUUAAAUACAGUCUUAAAAAAGAAGAAAAUGAUACCACCUCAUCGAGCCCUUCAUUUUCCAGUGGCAUUCCCACCAGGAGGAAAGCCAUGUUCUCAACAUAUUAUUUCAGUGACUGGAUUUGUUGAUGGUGACAGAGAUGACCUAAAAUUAAUGGCUUACUUGGCAGGUGCCAAAUAUACAGGUUAUUUGUGCCGUAGCAAUACAGUACUCAUAUGUAAAGAGCCAAGUGGUUUAAAAUAUGAAAAGGCCAAAGAGUGGAGGAUACCAUGCGUGAAUGCCCAGUGGCUUUGCGACAUAUUGCUUGGGAACUUUGAGGCCUUGCGACAGGUGCAGUGCAGCCGCUACACAGUGUUCAACCUGCAGGAUCCAUUUGCUCCUACUCAGCAUUUAGUUUUAAAUCUUUUGGAUGCAUGGAGGGUUCCAUUAAAGGUAUCAGCAGAGCUGCUAAUGAGUAUGAGGUUACCUCCUAAACUGAAACAGAAUGAAGUAGCUAACAUCCAGCCUUCUUCCAAAAGAGCCAGAAUUGAAGACAUACCACCUCCCACUAAAAAGUUAACACCAGAAUUGACACCUUUUGUGCUUUUCACUGGAUUUGAGCCUGUCCAAGUUCAGCAGUAUAUAAAGAAACUCUAUAUUCUUGGGGGUGAGGUAGCUGAGUCUGCACAGAAAUGCACACAUCUUAUUGCCAGCAAAGUGACCCGCACUGUAAAGUUCCUGACAGCAAUUUCUGUAGUAAAGCAUAUAGUAACUCCAGAAUGGUUAGAAGAAUGUUUCAAAUGCCAGAAAUUUGUUGAUGAACAGAACUUCACGCUCCGAGAUGCUGAAGCUGAGGUGCUCUUUUGUUUCAGUCUAGAGGAGUCCUUAAAGAGAGCACACGUCACACCACUUUUCAAGGCAAAAUAUUUUUAUAUUACACCUGGAAUUUGUCCUAGUCUUUCCACCAUGAAAGCUAUUGUGGAAUGUGCAGGAGGAAAAGUGUUAUCUAAACAGCCAUCUUUCCGUAAACUCAUGGAACAUAAGCAAAAUAAGAGUUUGUCAGAAAUAAUUUUAAUAUCCUGUGAGAACGAUCUUCACUUAUGUCGAGAAUAUUUUGCAAGAGGAAUAGAUGUUCAUAAUGCAGAAUUUGUUCUUACUGGAGUACUUACACAGACAUUGGACUAUGAAUCAUAUAAAUUUACUUGAUGUUAUCUGAAAAUGUGACCUUUCUUCAGAGCCCUUGGAGCACAAAAUCUGGCUGUCGUAGCUACCGGAUAAAGUUAACCAGUGCUUCCUGCAGAUGCUCUCGUUUUCCAGCUGCUUUCUUUAGGUGGCAAGCCAUUUAAAGCAGGAAAACAAAAUACCUGCAUCUUAUUAAGAUGUGUAAUUUUAUUCUGAGGAAACAUAAAUUAUGUUUUGUAUUAUAUGAAUUUAAGAGCCCACAUUAGGUUUUAUGAUUCCUUUGCCAGUUUUUAAAAUGUUUUAUAUAACUGGUAUAGAACUUCAACCAAAAGUAAAAUAUGGGUGUAAAUAAGGGCCUUGCUAUCUCUUUAAAUUAUGGAUGUUGAAAAAUUAAAAUGUUUUGUACUUUGAUUAUUUUUAUUUCUUAUACUGUUUUCUUUU